Molecule: messenger RNA, 841 nt
Organism: Vombatus ursinus (common wombat)
Lineage: Eukaryota; Metazoa; Chordata; Mammalia; Diprotodontia; Vombatidae
Gene: SPC24
Product: SPC24, NDC80 kinetochore complex component
Exons: 5
Coding region: 70-663 (197 amino acids)
Source: RefSeq, a predicted model, not a curated record
UCGGUGACCGUUUUGAGUUUGGGCGGGCUUGGGGCCGGUAGGCUUCUUUCGAUUUUUCCUGCUCUGGCCAUGGCAGUGUUUCGGGAUAUGGAGGAGGUGAGCCAGGGACUGCUUGGUCUGCUCAACCCCAACCGAGCAGGGGCGCGGGUGCGGCGGCUCCUGGGGCGGCAGGAGCGGAUGAUCGAGAGACUGCUGAGCACGAAGAAGAGCACUCAUCGGCUCCUCUCAGAGAUCCUUGCUAUGGAGGAAGAUGUGGCCCAGAAACUAAUUGAUGAGGAGGAAACAGCACAACACGUUGAAUCCAAGUUACAGAAAAUUGAAUCUGAGCUUCAGAAAACCAGCGAGAAGGAUGCCAGUCUAAAGGCUGAUCUCCAUCUGUUGAUGAAAGAGCUAGAAGAACUCAAGGAAAUGGAGCAAGACCUCACAAAGACAGAAGGAGAAGUGGAUGAAGAUUCGACUGUUGUGAUCCCUUCGGCUGUAUAUGUGUCUCAACUUUAUCAUCGAGUCAGUAAAAUUGAGUGGGAUUAUGAAUGUGAACCAACUGUGAUCAAAGGCAUUCAUCAUGGCCCCAACAUUGCCCAGCCUAUCCAUUUCGACAGCACCCAGCACUCUAAGAAGUUUAUCAGUGACUAUCUGUGGAGCUUGGUGGACACACAGUGGUGACCAGUCCGUUGGCCUCAUUGGUGUAUGUUUUGGGGGGGGGAUGUGAAGUGGAGGGGAGCUGUGUUAGAAUGGGCAGUCUUAGGGAACCUCGUUCAUAUGGGUGCUAUACCAUUUGGUGUAUAUGUGUUUAAUAUUGAUAUUACUUCAUUAUCUGUGGUACUUUUUAGCAAAAUGUAAU